AUGUAUCUAGAUCAAUGGGUGACUUUAAAAGAACACUUUAAGGAAGCCGGUAGAACAGAAAAGUGUUAUAAAGCAAAAACACUGUAUAAUAUGUACAGUGAUGUAAAUAACCAGAUGUAUUUUAUUCUCCUUAAGCCAAUUUUAUCUGAAGCACAGCAUAUAAAUAAAUUAUUUCAAUCAAAUACCGCAGACCGAACCAAAUUAUUAGAUGAUCUUGUUUUAUUUAUUGAAGGGCUAGCUCGUAAAGUUGUCACAACAGAAUGUAGAGCAAAUUUAUUAGAAGUUAACAUACAAAAUUAUUUACAUCCUCACCCACACCUUGGAUACGAGUUUGAAGAAAAAUGUAGAACACUUAAAAUUAAGCCAGAUGUUGAAAAGAUAAUCCGUGGUGUAGUGAUCAAUUUUAUAAUAAACCUUGUCACUGAACUUCAAAAAAGACUUCCAGACAAUAUAAAGACAUUGAAAAAUACAUCACUUUUAUCUUCGGAAAAAUGUUUAAACUCAACUAAAGAUUCAAUUGUACCAUUAUCAAAGUGUGCCUGA
Molecule: messenger RNA, 543 nt
Organism: Macrosiphum euphorbiae (potato aphid)
Lineage: Eukaryota; Metazoa; Arthropoda; Insecta; Hemiptera; Aphididae
Source: the annotation of a GenBank genome assembly